ACGUUGAUUCAGGGGAAGUCUUUCCAAAACUCCAUUGACUCUGGAUCACGAGGCGAGAGAGGAAGUCGCAUGGUGGAUCAGUCAGAUGGAACAGUUCAAUGGCAGAGCCAUUAUCUCCCCCACACCGGAUCUGACAGUGGACUCGGACGAUGGCAGUGGUGAACCCAAUCAGGCUACCACUAACUCGGGAUCUCUUAACCUCGCCUUUGGGUCAGGUCCACCCGUUAGUGGAGCUGAAGACACUGCAUCUAGCAGUUUGGAAGGUUUCAGGGAAUCCCACUCAACAGCUGGCAUAUCAGAGAGGUCUGCAGACCUUCAUGCUAGAGCAUGGCGGUCAGGAACAAGGGCAGCUUACAAAAGCGCCUGGGGACAGUGGGUUUGCUGGUGUCACGAACGGGAAAUUGAUCCCGUUCAGUCACCUAUUUCCGCUGUUAUAGAUUAUCUGACUUUCCUUUACGAUAAGGGAUUAAAGUACCCGACAAUUAAUGCUCAUCGGUCAGCAAUCUCCAAGAAUCAUGCUCCCCUAGGGGCUGUUCAGGUGGAUCAGUUGCCUGUAGUCUGCGAGCACAUGCGGGCAAUCUUUAAUGAAAGGAUACCAAGCCCUAGAUAUACUAAAACUUGGGAUGUUGAGAAGGUUUUGGGUGCCAUCAAGGGUUGGGGGGAUAAUGCGAAUCUCUCCGAUAAGCUUCUCACAGGAAAACUGGCUAUGCUGUUAGCGUUAACCUCCGCUGGAAGGGCGUCAGAGCUUCAGCAGUUAGACACAAGAUAUAUGUGUAUCAAAGAUGAUAGGGUAACCUUUCAUUUGACAAAAAGAACAAAAACUUGUAGGCCAGGGAAAACACAUAUGGUGUUAGAAUUUUUUAGGUUUGAGGAGGACAGGUCCUCGUGUGUAGUUGAAUGUAUUGAAGGAUAUUUGUCAAGGAGUAGAUUAUGGCAGCAGACCUCGGACGAAGUCUUGCGUCAUAAUCUGCUCCUGAGUUAUGUGAAGCCCCAUGGGCAUGUGAAAACUUGCACCAUAAGCAGAUGGCUGAAAGAUGUCAUGAAGGAGUCUGGGUUGGCGGCGGAGUUCACAGCGCACUCUACCAGGGCCGCCUCCACCUCUAAGGCAAUGGGUCAAGGUAUCUCGGUUGAUGAUAUCCAGAAAACAGGCAAAUUGGUCAAAGCAAUCAACUUUUAGAAAGUUUUAUUGUAGGACUCCAGAGGUCAACACUUUCCAGCAGGCAGUUUUGACCAGGUAAGCUUUAAACUAACACUUGAGUGUCUUGCCGAAGGUUGUGAAAUGAAAUUGUAGAUUUCAUCAGCUCACGUAGUGAGGGCCAUGAAAUCAUAAUUUUAUGAGUAACCGAAGACAAGAUAUGAAAGUGUUCCCACCCACCUAUCCCGUUUGCUUGCCUUCGGUACUAAAAUAUUUCACCUUUGUUGCAGGUAGGACCUAGCCAAAGAUGGAGUCCUGUGCUCUGACGAUCUCCAUUGUGUCGGACAGCCUGACAGUGUGGAGCCCUUUGUGGCUUGAUAGUGAUUUUUAAUACUCUAAUUCAAUUCCGUCCAGAUGCCAUGUAUGCAUUGUUUUGCUAUUGUUGAGCAUUAAAAUUAUUGUUGA
Molecule: messenger RNA, 1600 nt
Organism: Haliotis rubra (blacklip abalone)
Lineage: Eukaryota; Metazoa; Mollusca; Gastropoda; Lepetellida; Haliotidae
Exons: 2
Coding region: 86-1177 (363 amino acids)
Biological process (GO): DNA recombination; DNA integration
Molecular function (GO): DNA binding
Source: RefSeq, a predicted model, not a curated record